Pectinophora gossypiella (pink bollworm) is the source of this 5019-nucleotide messenger RNA. RefSeq lists its product as uncharacterized. Gene Ontology annotation, biological process: proteolysis. Lineage: Eukaryota; Metazoa; Arthropoda; Insecta; Lepidoptera; Gelechiidae. Gene Ontology annotation, molecular function: nucleic acid binding; aspartic-type endopeptidase activity. The record is from RefSeq and is a predicted model, not a curated record. The coding region runs from base 1 to 5019 and encodes 1672 amino acids. The transcript has a single exon.
AUGGUAGUGACCCGGAGUCAGAGCGACGCUGUGGAGCUGGAGGAACAACGCCGCGAGGAAGAGCAACGGCGCGAGACCGAACGUCUCGCCCUCCAACGAAUCGAAGAGGAACGUCAGAGGCGGUUAUCUCAGGCACCCCCCGCCUCACCGACCGUCGCGACGCGCUCAGUCCGCGAACAACCGACGACUAGCGCGACGAUCGAACCCGCGCCCCUCACCGCGGGCGCCCCGCACCUCACCGCGGGCGCCCCGCACCUCACCGCCGGUACCGCGCCCCUCACCGUCGGCACCGCGCCCCGCACCGCCGCCCCCGCUGCGACACGACGCGUUGCAGAUACACUGCGCGGAUCGCUCGCGCCCUCCAUACGUUCGACGAAUGCUACUGCAAGACUACGCUUGGCUGAAUUAGAAGCCGCGGAACAACUGGCGAAGCUUGAACGACGCAAGAUGGAAUUAGAAGCCGAUUUGAUUCGGAAGCGUCUCGCCGUCGAACAAGAGAACAUCCAAGAGGAAGAGAGCGCUCGUCUGCAGGAAGAGGACGUAUGCCUGGGACCCAAUGACCGGGUCGAUGACUGGUUCAUGCGCAUGGACGAGACACGGGACGAAGAACAGAAGCAGACCCGUUUCGAGGAGAGAGCCAGACGCCGCGCGCCGCUACGCUCCUCGCCGACACCUCAACGCGCACCACGUCAUCUCUCACCGUCGCCUGAACGAGCGCGACGCCCCCGACAGUCGCCGGAACGUGUGCGACACCUCUCACCGUCGCCUGAACGAGUGCGACGCCCCCGACAGUCGCCGGAACGUGUGCGACACCUCUCACCGUCGCCUGAACGAGUGCGACGCCCCCGACAGUCGCCGGAACGUGUGCGACACCUCUCACCGUCGCCUGAACGAGUGCGACGCCCCCGACAGUCGCCGGAACGUGUGCGACACUUCUCACCGUCGCCUGAACGAGAGCGACACCCACUACGGUCGCCGGAACGAGACCGACACCCGUCAGCGGAACGAAGACGCCGAACCUCGAACGCGAAGCAAGGCAUCGAGCAAUUGGCAGAGGCACUCGAGCGGAUGGCGCGACCACGCAUCCGGAACGUCGAGCUACCCAUCUUCAGCGGCAACCCGAACGAAUGGCUGCCCUUCAAAGCAACAAUGAGAGAUUCAACACGUCUCUACAAUUUGAGCGCCGCCGAGAACCUACAGCGACUACGGACGUGCCUACGGGGGGAGGCACGCGAAGCCGUGGCGGCACUGCUGUACACCGCAACCGAUCCGAGCGUCAUAAUGAAGACACUGGAACAAUGCUUCGGGCGCCCCGAGGUGCUGAUCGACCGGGCGCUAGAAGAAAUUAGACGACUACCGAGGUUGGGACCGUCUGCGAUAGACCUCAAUAACUUCGCGAUCAAGCUGCGCAAUCAAGUGUGCAUACUGGAGUCCAUCGACAAACGGGGCUUCAUCCACAACCCACUGCUGGCUCGAGAAGUACUUGGCAAGCUCAGCCCGCAUCAUCGGUCACGCUGGUGUGACUACGCAUCUCAACAUGAAGAGGACAACGUUCCCGAGAUCGUCAUGAUGUCCCGAUUCCUGACACACGAGGCGAACUUAGCGAUCUCCUUCAUGUACGCCCCGAGUGCCAGCACCGUCGCCGCUGCUACUGCUCCCGCUGCGAACAGAAGCAAAGAAUUAAAGGCCAGCACGAGUGGAAGAUCAUCAUUGGGAAGAAAACCAGAAGCCAUCUAUAACACGAGCGAGCGAGCCGUCCAGUGCCCCAGCUGCGGAGACGAUCACAAGUUGCCGCAGUGCCAAUCCUACAAGGCACUGACAGUCAACCAGCGAUGGGACUUCGUGAAGGAGAGAGGUCUCUGCUUCAAAUGUGUCGCCUCGAAACAUCGACGCAUAGCAUGCAAGGCGCGGGUGUGCGGCGUGAACCAAUGUCGCCGUCCACAUCACGCUACGCUACACGAGGACCCGCCCGCCGCCGCAGCCGAACCGCAACCAUCGACGAGUGGCCCGGAAACAGUCAUGUCGGUGGCCACUACCGCCACUGGCCCGAGGACUGUCCUGCUGAAGGUCUGCCCAGUGAUCGUGAGCGGACCACGGGGGGAGGUCUCCACCUACGCCCUACUGGAUGAAGGCGCCACCGUCACUCUUAUUGACAACGAGCUGGCGGAGAGCAUCGGCGCAAGUGGACCCACACAGCCACUGAACCUGCGCGGUGUGAACAUGGCGCAACAAGAAGAGGAGAGCAGAUCAGUCGCGGUGCAACUCCGAGGCAAGAAUGAACACGCACCGUACGGAAUAAGGGCACGCACAGUGAAGAACCUUAUUCUACACCAGCAGACCAUCUCUAAGUCGCUACUGAGAAAAUACAAGCACCUACGCCUGGACAAGAACGAGAUGUGCUACGAGCUAGCACGCCCUAGAGUCCUAGUGGGGACAGACCACUGGGAAUUGAUCGUGUCCCGUGAACUUCGAGUUGGCGGCCCGAACGAACCCGCCGCAUCAAGAACGCAGCUUGGAUGGGUGGUACACGGAUCCGUACCACGCAACACCAUCAUACAACAAGGGAGCGUGCUGCAUGUCUACGAUGUAGAACGACACGGGGACACAACCGACCAGUACGACCGACGUCUCGAGCAACUCGUCGAGGCGCACUUCAAGAUUGACGCACUGGGUGUCAGUCACAAACCGCUCGUGGGCGUUGCCAAUCAGCGCGCUCGGGACAUCGUGCAGAAGACGAUGAAGAAGAUCGACGGGGCCUACGAGGUUGGACUUCCAUGGCGUCGUGACGACGUGACCAUGCCUCCAAGCUACGAUGCAGCCUUCCGACGUCUGAGAAGCAUCGAGAGGAAGAUGGACGCUUCACCCGACUUCGCCAAGCAGUACACGGCCCAAAUGGAAAACCUGCUGAACAAGGGCUACGCAGCACCAUGUGACGGUCAUGAACGAGCGAGCACCGUCAGUUGGUUCCUGCCACACUUUGCCGUGCAGAACCCCAAUAAACCAGGAAAACUACGCCUGGUUUUCGACGCCGCCGCACGCAGCCACGGUGUCUGCCUGAACGACGAGUUACUAGAGGGACCGGACCUGCUACUGUCACUGCAGGGGAUCGUAUUCCGGUUCAGAGAGAGACCAGUCGCCGUCACUGCGGACAUACAAGAGAUGUUCCUGCGUGUGAAGAUCCGCCCAGAAGACCAACCCGCCCAGCAGUUCUUGUGGAGGGGAAACGACCGGGAGAAUCCGCCUCGCUGCUUCAAGAUGACGAGCAUGAUCUUCGGCGCGGCCAGCUCACCCUUCAUGGCUCACAGCGUGCGAGACCACAACGCGCAUGCUCACGCGCACACUCACCCACGUGCGCUGGAGGCCAUCACACACAGUCACUACAUGGAUGACUUUGUGGCGAGCUAUGAAGACAUCGAGGAGGGCCGCCGAACCAUCAACGAGGUGAUAGAAGUCCACGCAGACGCCGGCUUCACUUUGCGCGGGUGGAACUCCAACUACGAGGGAGUCCUGGACGAAGUGCCCGUAGAGCUUCGAGCGACCCAACCAACGCAGCUCGGUGGAGAGGGCCACGCCGAGCACAAAAUACUUGGCCUCUACUGGAACGCAGGUCGAGACGAACUGGGGUUCAACACGUCGCUCAAUAGAGUACCGAACGAGGUGCGAACACGAAGCCGCGCGCCUACGAAGCGAGAAGCUCUCAGUGCGGUCAUGAGCAUAUACGACCCGCUGGGACUCCUGAGCCACUACACGAUCCGAGCGAAGAUCAUCCUUCAGGGCCUAUGGCGUCUUAAGUUGCCAUGGGACGAGCCGAUCCCGGAAGAAGAAGCCGGACAAUUUAUGAGCUGGUUGGCACAGCUGGAAGAGGUCGCCCGGCUACGACUACCACGAUGCUACGAGAUGAAGAACCAUCAGCGCAUCGAGCUACAUAUCUUCUGCGACGCCAGCGAGCAAGCAUACGCGACGGUGGCCUACUGGAGGAUAGUGCGCUGCGACGGAAGCAUCGGGGUCACUCUGGUUGGCGCCAAGUCAAAGGUGGCGCCGCAGCGAACACAAACGAUCCCGCGACUGGAACUACAAGCCGCCGUCAUCGGAGUGAGGUUGGCCGACACGCUGAAAAAGGAACACCGCAUCAAGAUCGACAGUGUCACCUACUGGACGGACUCAGCGACGGUGAUACACUGGGUGCGGAACGACGCUCGGCGCUACACCCCAUUCGUGGCGCACAGGCUGAGCGAGAUCGCAGAGCUCACCCAGAAGGACGAAUGGCGAUGGCUCCCCACUACACACAACGUAGCCGACGACGCCACAAGAUGUCAUGGGACUACAAUCAGCGUGAACGACCGCUGGUUUCAGGGGCCAGACUUCUUAUACGAGUCACCGGAACACUGGCCCGCUGAACAGUCAUCGCACAUCGAGGAGGAAGACGUCCUUCACACUGGGACACGCGAUGGACAGAAGGAGGACUGGCUACCUGACCCUGGUCGAUUCUCCAAAUAUGAAACACUGAUCAGAGCGGCGGCACGGGUACUGGCAUUCAUCGACAUGUGCCGCAAGAAGAAAAAGAACCUGGAAGUGGAGCACUUGGAACGCGCCGAACGAGCACUCCUGCAAAGAGCUCAGCAUGAGAGCUUUAGCGCUGAAGUAGAACGGACUCAAGCAGGGCGCUCCAUUCCAUGCGACGAAGCCGACCGACGAGCUUGGCGAGCAAGCCAGGCCCUCGCCGACCAUUUCUGGCAACGCUGGCUGAAGGAGUACCUGCCGACACUGGUACCUCGAGGCGAGCCUACGAACAACGACGCCGGGCUGAAAGAAGGAGACAUCGUAGUGGUAGUUGACCCGACACUGCCACGAAACGUCUGGCCAAUGGGGGAGGUGAUUCGGACCUUCAUCGGACCUGACGGCGGGAUACGAGUCGCCGACGUCAGAACCAGAACGGGAAUCUUCAGGAGACCAACGAGGAAGCUCGCCGUGCUGAUCAAGAAGGAGGCUUCGCAAGCUACGCCGGGGGGAGAGAUGUAG